Molecule: messenger RNA, 543 nt
Organism: Trichoderma atroviride IMI 206040
Lineage: Eukaryota; Fungi; Ascomycota; Sordariomycetes; Hypocreales; Hypocreaceae
Source: RefSeq, a predicted model, not a curated record
AUGUCUCGCUACUUCCCACACACGCCCUACGCCGAAGACCAGCCUCUCUCUCGCACCAUCCUCAUCACCCACGUCCUCACCCGCGCCGUAACCACAGGCUCCAUCAUCGGCCUCGCCAUCACAGGCAUCCGCCAAUCCAUCCCCAGAUGGCGACAUCCCGGGCCUCUCCCCGAGCGACUCUUGCUCUCAGUCUCGCGAAACACACUCAUCACUACGGCUCUUGUAGGCGGCAUCGGUAUCCCGGCGCGGAUGUGGGGCCGAGAGCCGAUUGAGUGGCAAGACCGAAGCUGGAGACUGCUGGAGAAUCGAGGGCAGCUUGAAACGGACGACUGGACUUAUGCUGGCAUGGGAGCUGCGUUGUUGGCAACUGGCUUGAUGAGAAUCAGAGGAGCUGGAGGGCCGGCCAAGUUGGGAUAUCACGGCGUGGUUGGAGCUGCGGGCCUUGGCAGCGUUGGCGGGAUGAUUGGAUACAUGGCUUGGAGGUAUGGGAUCAAUGGAGGCAAGUUUGUCGAAAAGGAUAAAAAGGGAGAAAAGAGCAUUUGA